This is a messenger RNA of Schistosoma mattheei, 3441 nucleotides long. The record is from the annotation of a GenBank genome assembly. NCBI's taxonomy places the organism in Eukaryota, Metazoa, Platyhelminthes, Trematoda, Strigeidida, Schistosomatidae.
AUGUUUAAGGAGGUUAAGCCUGAAGUAACUGAUUUUAUCGAACAAAGUAGGAAGCAAAGAAAUGAGCGGCGCGAUGCUAAAGCUAGAGCGCUAUCAGCUGUAAUCAUUCAAAAAAACUGGAGAAGUUUCGUAGUUAGGAGAAAUGUCAUUCGAGGCUUCCGCUCGGAGUUUGACUUCAAGAUACUUGAAGGAAAUGGUGUCAAAUUGACUCAGUUGAUUCCUGCCACUGAACUUUUGAGGUAUGUAAAGUAUCUGAAGUUCCAUUAUAACUCGAAACUGGAUUAUGAACGUUUUCUAGUUCUUAUUCGAUAUAUAGUGAACUCUGUGGAUACCGGAGACUUUAAAGUUUCUUAUGUAUCUCUUGCGUUAAGGAAACCCACACUGGUUGAUUGGAUAAUUACAACGAAAUGGUUGUUCUCUACGGUUGUCGAACAUAUGGGUUCUUUAGAUCCAUCCAUUCCUAGUGAUUCCAAGGUCUUGAACAUAUUUCUGUCAUUCUUAUUAAUACAUACCAACUGUUGCCAAUGGUCGCUGAUACAAGAUGAAAAACUGAAGCCUGCGAUGAGCCGAUUGGCUACAACGUUUCUCCAGCAUCUUGUGCAAAAGAGUUUAUUUGAACAUUUGAAUGCUGUUUUGCAAAAGGGUUUGGCUAGACACACUCCUGCAUUAACAAAAGUAUCUUUGACUGGUAUAUUUACCAUUGCUAUGAGACCCUUGAUAUAUGAAAAGUUCCCUCAGAAGCUUGUUAUUUCAUUUACAAGAAAUAUCUUAACUGUACCUGGAUUUAUACUGCAUAUAAAUUCCAUGAUGAAUGAAGCGUAUGAUAUUAUAGUGAAUGAGAGAUUGUGCUCCAAAAUCAUCAUGACAUUAUACGAUAGUUCAGAAGAGUUCAAUAUUCUACUAUCUAAGCUAGAUGGAUCAUAUGUUUUAUGCUUGAUCGCAAAUCUUAUCCAACUCAGUCUGUUAGAAACUGAUAUCUUGGCCUCUCAUUGUACAGAAUUUUGUAUUGUUUUAUCCAAAUCUAUGCAUUAUUUGGGUACUUAUGUUGGUAGUAAAAAGUCUAAUCUUUGCAGUUGGCAUCCAAUUUUGGGGUGGUUCGCUCAAUCACUAGAUAAUUCCUUACAAUCAGCCAUGUCCUUUGUAACAAGUCAGUUAAGACUACUCUGGAAUGGUCGGAUGGUUCGUUUAUUAUUUGCCGAUCUGUAUGCGCAAGCUGAGCUAAACUUACCUGAGUUAAGUACAUCGGACGGCCGUUCAUCUAGCACAGGUCAUCAUUCUACGAAUACAACUUGUACAAGUCAACAUGGACCUGGUGCACCUUCUAAAGCAGAAAAACUUGCUGUGUUAGGGUUAUUGCCACCUAUUUCACGGAUGGGCGGAAGUAGAUCGGCUGGCUCUGAUAUUGAUGGUUAUGGGCAUCGUGUACGUCAUGGUCUUUCAAAUUUUCUACGUCAGAUAUCCAAUUCUUCAGCAUAUCGUGCUAGAUUUCGAAAUAAAAAAGAAAUAACUAAUAAUUACAUUCCAAAUCUUUCCACUGGACGUUCAGAUAGUCCUGGACCAAGUGAUUUACCGAAAUCCUUAAAAGCUGUGUGUAUGCUUUAUUGUUUUACUUCUGGAAGUUUGAAAGAAAUUAGAAGCGCUAUAUUGGCAGGUUUAUCAUUAGGUGAUUUAUUACCUCGUAUGUGGCGUUUAAUUUCUUGCUGUGGAUCUGUACGUGAUUGGGCUCAUGUGAUUAUGAAUUCACAAUCAGUUUACCAUUUAGAACCACAUGAAUCUCAUUUGAUGCAAAUAUUUGCAUCAGCUACAAGCAAUUUGUUGAGCAUAUUAGAUGAUGCCGAGUUAUUUGAAUUGAAAAAAUCGUUUACAAUUGACGAAUUAUGUUCAAUGGGUUCAUUUUUUAAUCAUUUAAUUUAUGAAUCAGUCAUUAUGGUACCAGAUCCAAAUCAACUUAAAUUAUGGAGUCCUUCAUCUACUGUUAUGCCUAAUUUAUUUACAAUUUGUUUACGUUUAUUAUCUGUAAUCUAUGAACGUGAUAGUAGACAUUUAUUUACACCACCGGAUUUUUGGUUAAUAUCAAAUCUCAAAGUUUCAGCUUUUCUAGCAGAUCUACGGAAACCGAAACCACACGCGACGUUUCUGCUCAAGCAUAUCCCGCAUAUCAUUCCGCACAAAGAACGUGUUAUUCUUUUUCGAGAUUUUGUACGCGAAGACAAAGCAUCACUGGGGAUACAUACUCGUACAAAUUGGCUUACAGAUGAUGGUCCAGUUGGUGCUGUCAUCACAGUUCAUAGAAAUCGUAUUGUUGAAGAUGGUUAUCAACAGUUGGCAAAUUUAACUUCGUCUCAGUUACGUAUGAAGAUACGUGUACAGUUUGUAAAUGAAAUGGGUUUAGAUGAAGUUGGUAUUGAUUUAGACGGUGUGUUUAAAGAAUUCUUAGAAGAAACUCUUCGUCGUGUAUUCGACCCUAGUUUAAAUUUAUUUCGUGUGACUAAUGACCAGCGUUUAUAUCCGUCACCUACUUCACAUUUACAAGAAAGUCAUUUACAGCUCUUCGAAUUUUUGGGUAAAAUGCUUGCCAAAGCUGUUUAUGAGUGUAUUGUUGUGGAUGUACCAUUUGCAAAUUUCUUUUUAACUCAAUUACUUGGUCGUGAAAAAGCUGGAUGUUACAGUUUUCUUGAUGAAUUAGCCACAUUAGAUAAAGAAUUAUACAAAAGUUUAAGUUAUAUUAAACAUUAUGAUGGAGAUGUUUCCGAUCUGGAAUUCACUUAUUCUUAUGCUGAAGAUUGUCUAGGUCAAGUGAUUAUACAUGAUCUCUGUCCUGGUGGCCGUCAAAUUUCUGUAACGAAUGAUGUCAAAAUAAGUUACGUUCAUAGCGUUGCUCACUUUCGAAUGUAUAAACAAAUUAGAGCACAGACUGCUUCUUUUAUACGGGGAUUUUAUUCUAUACUAAAUCCUGAUUGGUUGGCUAUGUUUUCUCCAUCAGAAUUACAAACACUUAUCUCAGGUGAUAGUAGUUCAAUGGAUAUUGAUGAUUUAAAACAACAUACACGUUAUUCGGGUGGAUUUCACAGUAAUCAUCGUGUAAUUCGGUGGUUAUGGGAUAUUCUAAGGCGUGAUUUUGACGAUAGAGAACGUAGUUUAUUUUUGAAGUUUGUCACCAGUUGUUCUAGGCCACCUCUUUUGGGGUUCUCUAAUCUUGAACCACCAUUUUGUAUACGUUGUGUACAUUAUACUAAUGAAGAUCAAGAUGUCGGUGAUACUCUAGGAUCAGUACUGAAAGGAUUUCUGGGGGUUGUUGGUCGCCGUGAAGAAGUAUCUCGCCUACCAACUGCGUCUACUUGUUUUAAUCUUUUAAAAUUACCUAAUUACUCGUCUCGUAGUGCAUUGAAAGAAAAGUUAAGAUAUGCCAUAAAUAGUCAUGCUGGAUUUGAACUAUCGUAG